GUGGAUUUUGGUUUUUAAAAUGUUUUUUUUCUUGUCUUUAAUAAGGUAUCUUUUUGGUUUUUCAGUUGUGUCUCAAAAAGAGUUUUCUCUGAAGAACUCUACUGGAUUUAUUGAGUCAAUGAACUCCUUGUUGAGGCAACAAGCUUCUACAGCCAACACAGAAGGAAGUUCAUCAUGCUGACUCAGCUGUUUGUUCUCCUUUUAGUUUGUUGUAUCGCAGAGUCAAAGAGAAGAAAUGUUCUGCUGAUUAUCGCUGAUGAUGCAGGUUUCGAAACUGAAGUUUAUAAUAACUCCGUGGUCCACACCCCACACUUGCGCUCUCUGGCCCAGCGCAGCGUCGUGUUCAGCAACGCCUUCACAUCUGUCAGCAGCUGCUCCCCGAGCCGCUCUGCCAUCCUCACCGGCCUGCCGCAGCAUCAAAAUGGCAUGUAUGGGCUUCACCAGGGUGUUCAUAACUUUAACUCAUUUGAGGGAGUUCAAAGUUUGCCGCUGCUUCUCAGUCAGGCUAAUGUACACACAGGUAUAAUCGGUAAGAAGCAUGUCGGUCCUGGAUCUGUUUACCCUUUUGAUUUUGCGUACACAGAGGAAAAUAACUCCGUCCUCCAAGUGGGGAGGAACAUCACCCGGAUCAAACUCCUGGUCAGAAAGUUUUUCCAGACUCAUAAAGAGGAAGCAAGAGAUUUGAGGCGACAUAGAGGAAAGAAAAGAAGCAAGAACGAAGAUGAUGAAAAUGAUGAAAGGCCCUUUUUCCUUUAUGUGGCCUUCCAUGACACCCAUCGAUGCGGCCACUCGCAGCCCCAGUAUGGAGCUUUCUGUGAGAAGUUUGGAAAUGGAGAAAUGGGGAUGGGCAGAAUUCCUGACUGGACACCAGUGUAUUACACACCAGAACAAGUUCAGGUUCCUCCUUUUGUGCCCGACACGCCUGCAUCGCGAGCUGACCUGGCUGCUCAGUACACGACAGUCAGCAGGCUGGAUCAGGGUAUCGGAUUAGUUCUUCAGGAGCUCAGAGACGCCGGCUAUGAGAAUGAUACUCUGAUCAUCUACAGCUCCGAUAAUGGCAUCCCCUUCCCCAAUGGCAGAACCAACCUGUAUCAGUCUGGAACAGCAGAGCCCAUGUUGGUCUCAUCUCCAGAACACAGAGAGAGGUGGGGAGACACCAGCCAGGCCUAUGUCAGCCUUCUGGACAUUACACCGACCAUCCUGGACUGGUUUUCUAUUCCCUACCCAGCUUACAGCCUCCCUGGAAGUCCCACCACUCAGGUCUACCUGACGGGUCGCUCCCUGCUCCCAGCUCUGAGCGCUGAGCCCAGCAGCUGGCACACAGUCUUCUCCAGUCAGUCACUGCACGAGAUAACUAUGUACUACCCAACUCGCUCCGUCCACCAGGGGGCGUAUCACCUUCUGCAAAACCUGCACUACAGGAUGCCAUUCCCCAUCGACCAGGACCUGUAUGUGUCGCCCACCUUUCAGGAUCUGCUGAACCGCACAAGGCUGCAGCAGCCGACACACUGGUUCAAAACCCUGGACCAGUAUUAUUACAGAGAGCGCUGGGAGCUGUUUGACACCAGAACGGACCCACUGGAAACCAAGAACCUGGCAUCAGAUCCGGUCCACAGCUCUGUCCUGGAGAACCUGAAGCAGCUUCUGCAGAAGUGGCAGUGGGAAACUGGAGACCCCUGGGUCUGUGGCCCAGACUAUGUCCUGGAGGACAAACUGGAGCCACACUGCAGACCCCUCUACAAUGGACUCUGAUGGUUCUUUCGCUUAAAAAGUGCUCUAACAGUGAAUGCAUGGAAUUAAAUGUCUAUAUUUUUGUAAAUCUAUGCUGUUAAUGAUGAAUAACUUGAGUUAGUCUGAUUUUAUAAAAACAUGUUUUACCCUGUAAGAUAUAGUCAGACUUUCUAUCAUCACGACUGGCUCAUAAAGCUGCAGCAUAGAAAGCCAACAUGAUUACACACCCUUUAACUGGUUUUAUUGUUCAGCUAAACAGAUUAAGACUGAUCAGCUAAUUACGAGCUGGCAGGCUGAGUGGUUCAUGAUGCGUAGUUAGCCACUGAGGUCCAAUAAUCAAUCUUCAGAAGGGGUUACACUGCUGGUGGUCUUUAAGGCUCAUCUCUACAAAGAAACAUGAAACAUCAUCUACGGCUGAAAGUGCAACAUUACAACCAGUUUCUGUUCAUGAAAAACUUUUUCAGUUUCUAUUGUAUUCAUAGUUUUUAUUUGAUUUGGAUUUGUUUAUAAAUGUGCUUAGAAAUAAAUGUUUCUUGUCUUUACGCGUCACACACCUACCAGAGCAUCAAAAACCGAUCAAUUAGGUCUCUCCCCCCACCACCCCUCUCUCUAUUCCAUAAACUGAUCAUUAUCCGCCCACCUCAGCUCUGAUUUGACAAAAGUCUUGUCACGAUAAACCUCACCCAUUCAGCCUAUAUAAGACCCGGAACGUGUUCCCAGAGUCAAAUAAAAUAAAAAAAA
Messenger RNA from Austrofundulus limnaeus, 2472 nucleotides. It is a transcript of the gene sgsh, whose product is annotated as N-sulfoglucosamine sulfohydrolase (sulfamidase). The record is from RefSeq and is a predicted model, not a curated record. Gene Ontology annotation, molecular function: N-sulfoglucosamine sulfohydrolase activity. NCBI's taxonomy places the organism in Eukaryota, Metazoa, Chordata, Actinopteri, Cyprinodontiformes, Rivulidae. Gene Ontology annotation, biological process: glycosaminoglycan catabolic process; heparan sulfate proteoglycan catabolic process. The coding region runs from base 175 to 1752 and encodes 525 amino acids. The transcript is spliced from 10 exons.